AUGGCACAGUUCGACCCGUCGUCUGCCGAACGUGCUCGCACGGGAAUUGCGAACUAUGAGAGAACAAUUCAAGCAUUGGACAGCAGAUCUGCCUCCCCAGUACUGACAACAUUCCCGCAAAAGACAGGCGACUCAAACAAGUCCAGUCACAAAUACUCGAACCGAAGAGAACUUAGUGACAGAAUACAAAAGCGAGUGCGAUUUGACCUGGUUUCGGAAGACAAGUCUAGAAGCGUUGCACAUUCCAACAGAUCUGCACAGUCAAAAUCUAGUACCAGUCGAUACGUGCCCUCAUCCUCCCUGACUUUACAGCCCAGCCAUGCUAUUCUACAACGCAGACUGGGCAGAUGCAGAAGGUUACUCAGGAGAGACGCCAAAUGGGACGACCAAGAAAGGAAUGGCAGUGACAGAAAAUGUACUGCCAAGGGCAUUGAAGAUUUCAACAGUGAUAUUCAAGACCUUAAAAGAGAGAUGGAAAUCGUCAAAGAGGGACUUGAAAUCAAUCAAAGUGUGUAA
This is a messenger RNA of Penicillium angulare, 516 nucleotides long. RefSeq lists its product as uncharacterized. The transcript is spliced from 2 exons. The record is from RefSeq and is a predicted model, not a curated record. Lineage: Eukaryota; Fungi; Ascomycota; Eurotiomycetes; Eurotiales; Aspergillaceae. The coding region runs from base 1 to 516 and encodes 171 amino acids.